Molecule: messenger RNA, 591 nt
Organism: Ornithodoros turicata
Lineage: Eukaryota; Metazoa; Arthropoda; Arachnida; Ixodida; Argasidae
Exons: 1
Coding region: 1-591 (196 amino acids)
Source: RefSeq, a predicted model, not a curated record
AUGGCCGAUAGGCAGUUCGCGCUGGCUGGCAUCACCCAGCAAGCUACGAAGUUUCACUACAUAGUCAGCAACCUAUCUCCGCAAAUCGCGGUGGAAGUCACUGAUAUUCUGACGGCACCCCUCACCCCCAACGCCUACGACGACCUUCGGAAGGCAGUCACGGUCAGAAUCAUGACGUCGAAGCGCGAGCGCUUGCGCCAGCUGCUAGCAGCCGAAGAACUCGGCGAUCGCACACCCAGUCAGCUGCUCCGACGUAUGCAGAGCCUCCUCGGCUCUCGGCUUCCAACCUUCGACCGAUCCCUCCUGAAAGAACUUUUCCUGAGCCGGCUCCCUCAGCAGACACAUGGUACUCGCGGCACUUCCGCGGAGGCACUCGCUGAAGUCGCCGACCGGGUAAUUGAGGUUUCACGAGGCACAAUUGCCCACGUUCCCACCCCAUCUCCUGCUUUUGAGGUUGUGCCGCCCUCCACUUCUGGCCACGUUCCCCAAGCGACCGAGCGACCCUCCUACCCUGUGCCUCCUUCGCCUGCAGAUCCAGUUGCCCUUCGUUCGGAAGUUCAGGAACUCCGACAGCUUAUUAACGAUGCCUGA